Aspergillus vadensis CBS 113365 is the source of this 3991-nucleotide messenger RNA. RefSeq names its product putative NF-X1 finger transcription factor. The coding region runs from base 398 to 3769 and encodes 1123 amino acids. The transcript has a single exon. Gene Ontology annotation, cellular component: nucleus. NCBI's taxonomy places the organism in Eukaryota, Fungi, Ascomycota, Eurotiomycetes, Eurotiales, Aspergillaceae. Gene Ontology annotation, biological process: negative regulation of transcription by RNA polymerase II. The record is from RefSeq and is a predicted model, not a curated record. Gene Ontology annotation, molecular function: zinc ion binding; DNA-binding transcription factor activity, RNA polymerase II-specific; RNA polymerase II transcription regulatory region sequence-specific DNA binding.
CCAUCAUUGGGUGGGACAUGACCCGUUGAAAGCUGCCACUCUCCAUCAAAUCUUCAUCUGUCGCCACCCGAACCACCUCCGAGCUCAGGAACCAUCCGAACCACCAUCAAAUUCCAUCCCUUCGAUCGCUUUCUCUUCGCUUACAAUAACCUGCUUUUUCAGCCUGAAAGGCAUUUCUUCUUUUUACUUUCAUUUCCUUUGUUUGCCUGGGUGGUCUGUUUACCGUCGAAGAAAAGUUGUUGUAUUCCCUCGUUAUUCUAUUUAUCUUUUUUUCUCCACUAUUCACUUAAUAUCUGGAUCGGCGGUUAUCGCCCAUUAGCGUUGGUGCAUGAUUGUCCUCCCACCACCGCCACCGCAAACCUCCCACCCACUCUCAAGGACCCUGGAGACGCAGACCAUGUCCGCUACUUCUGCAGCUCCAGCUCCAGCUCCCGCGGCUGUUGGAGCCUCCAAUCCUAAUUCCAGUACCCCGCGCCCGAGACGCGGUCGAGGCCGUGGUGGCCGCGGUCGACAGACAGCGAACCCAGCUCAGGCUCAGACGCAAACGCAGACUCAGGCAGCACCAGACGCACAGCCUCACACUCAACGCCAGCCGCCUACGGAGACUACACCGAACGGAGAUGCACCUCGUCCGCCGCGAGGACCGAGGGGAGGCAACAAGAGGGGAGGAAGAGGGGCAGGCGCGAGUCGUCGGCCACGCGGUGGCGAUCAGGCUACACUUCCCGCUGGACGGACCUUUGGAGGAAGAUUGACGAGGCCGGAGCAGGAGCAGGAUGGUCAAGCCAUACCGGGCGGUGAUGGAGUGGAUGAGGCUGGGUUGAGGGCCGAUGCGCCUGUGUUUGUGCCUGGAGCUGGACCGCAGCAGCCAAGGGAAGAAGUUCCCAAUGGUGCAGCGUCUGCAUCUGGUUCUGGGAGAGGAAAGGGGAAGUCGAAGGCGAAAAACAACGGCAGCAAUAGCGGUGGUAAUGUUCAGAAACAGCCUCGGUCUCAGCCACCGCCGCCUCCGGCGAAAGUUACGACAAAAUCAACGGCCUCCGAUAUCGCCACUCGUAUCCACGAGGAUAUUGCGCACAAUCUGUACGAAUGUCCGAUUUGUACCAGCGAGCUGGGAAAGAGAUCGCGUGUUUGGUCUUGCGGGCUCUGCUGGACGGUCUUCCAUUUGAGCUGCGUGAAGAAGUGGUCGAGGAAUGAGGGGGCGGCGGCUGCUCAGCGACAGGACGGGGAGAAUGGGGAGAGUAGUGCGCCUCGCGCGUGGCGCUGUCCUGGUUGCAACCUGCCUCAGGAAGUGUUUCCGUCGACUUAUACUUGCUGGUGUGAGAAGGAGGUAGACCCGCGCUCGUUUCCUGGCCUGCCGCCGCAUUCGUGUGGACAGACUUGCGCGAGGACGCGCAAGGGCUGUCCCCAUCCGUGUGAUGCGACUUGUCAUGCUGGGCCUUGUGCGCCUUGUACGGCUAUGGGGCCGACGCAGGAUUGCUUUUGUGGAAGGAAUUCGUCAACGAAGCGUUGCCAGGAUACGGAUUAUGAGAAUGGUUGGAGCUGUGGCGAGAUCUGUGGUGAUUUGCUACCAUGUGGUGAGCAUACGUGUCCCCGGCCGUGUCAUGAAGGCUUGUGUGGCUCUUGUGAAGAGAGGAUCGAAGCACGGUGUUACUGUGGAAAGGUGCAGACCGAGAUGCUGUGCAGCUCGAAGGAUGAAGAGUUGGAUAGUGAAUUGAUGCGGGAGGACGACAUCGAGGAGUGGACUGGCUGCUUUAGUUGUGGAGAUGAGUGCAGUCGCCCCUUUGACUGUGGCGUCCAUUUCUGUCAGAAGAGCUGCCAUGCGCAGGAUGCACAUCCGGCUCACUGUCCGCGGUCUCCGGAUGUGGUCUUUGACUGUCCUUGCGGAAAGACACCUCUGGACCAGAUUGCUGGCUAUUCGCCUCGGACGUCUUGCGAGGAUCCGAUCCCGAAUUGCACCAAGCCUUGUGGAAAGCCGCUGGCCUGUGGACAUCCAUGCACCAAGGUCUGCCAUACCGGGUCUUGUGGGCCCUGCUUCCAGAACGUGCCCAUCGAGUGCCGUUGUGGACGCAACACAUUCACAACAAUGUGUCCUCAGGGCAAGAUGGAACCGCCGCAGUGUUUCCGCAUCUGCAAAGCUGGCUUGCACUGUGGCCGUCAUGCCUGCACUGAGCGAUGCUGUCCCGGCGAGCAAAAGGCCAUCGAGCGUCAGGCUAUCCGCCGGAAGCUCAAAUCUCAUCUGCGGCCUAGUGACGAGGACUUUGAGGCUGAGCAUAUCUGUACCCGGGUCUGUGGCCGUAUGCUGAAAUGCGGACGGCACACAUGCCCGGAGAUCUGUCACAAGGGGCCCUGCAACACCUGCAGAGAGGCUAUCUUCGAGGAGAUUCCGUGUAACUGCGGUCGAUCUAUCUUGCAUCCGCCUCUGCCCUGCGGGACACAGCCCCCGGCAUGCUCGUUUCCUUGCGAGCGUCCCAAGCCGUGUGGCCAUCCUCAGACGUCCCAUAACUGCCAUACCGACGACGAAAGUUGCCCCAAGUGUCCAUACCUGACAGAGAAGACCUGCCUCUGCGGCAAGAAAGUUCUGAAGAAUCAGCCCUGCUGGCUUACAGACGCCCGCUGUGGCCAGGUCUGCGGCCAGCUGCUCAAAUGCGGCUCCCAUACCUGCCAGAAACACUGUCACCGGCCUGGCGAGUGCGAGGAUGCUACGAAGCCCUGCCAGCAGGCAUGCGGCAAGACAAAGACAAUGUGUGGCCACCCCUGCACCGACCCAUGCCAUGCACCCUAUCCAUGCCCGGAGAAGACGCCCUGCAAGUCCAUGAUCACGGUAACAUGUGACUGUGGACGACUCCGCCAGGAGCGUCGCUGCAACGCAGCCAAGGCUGUGGUUUCCAAGGGCCAGCUCCAGCAAGCGCAGCGCGGGCCAGCCGUGACACCGCUAUCAUGCGACGAUGAAUGCGCUCGCCUCGAACGAAACCGGUCUCUCGCCUCCGCGUUAGGAGUAGACAUCAAUCCGACAACCACCGUCUCGCAAUCCCUCACCUCCACCAACCUCCCCUACUCCGCUGAAACCCUCGACAUCUACAUCCAACUUUCCUCCUCCCAUCCCCUCUCCACCCUACAGACCAUUGAAUCCACCCUCCACACCCUAGCUACCACACCAACCGAGCGAUCCACGCGGUUUCAACCCGCCAAAUCCUCCCUCCGCGCCUUCACCCACUCCCUCGCAGCAGACUGGGGCUUCGCUAGCGAAAGCUUCGACCCGGAACCCCACCGCCACGUCUUCGUAUUGAAAUCCACUCUCUGGACCCCGCCCGUGUUCGGCACCGGCAACGGCACGGCCAUUGGUAUCGGCGGCAUGAGCGUGGGCGACUGCGUCAGGCUGCGUGAUCGCCAGCGCCUGAAGGAACAAGAAGCGCAGCGUCUCGCCGCGGCGGAGGCCAAAGCCCAACGUGAAGCGGCACGCGCACAUACCAAUGGAUCCGGUGAGGGCGGCUGGGCACAGGUGGCUGCUUCGAAGAGAAGCAAUCUGGCUCUUGGUGCAGGACGGACUUCUGCACCUUCUUCUGUGUCUACGUCGGGAACGGCUACUCCGGCUGCUGUGGCGCCGUGGUCUAGUUCUACUAUGUAUGCUGCGCUGGAUCGGGAUGUUGGCGAUGCGGCACAGCCUAAGAAGGAGAAGUUGGUGCUUCGGUCGGGAGUGAAGGGGUCGAGAAGUCAGGGGUCGUCGGUAGAGAGAGAGAAGGAGGGCUCGACUGCUGGUGGGGGUGAUGCUUAGGUCUGUAUGAGAUGAGCGCUCAGGCUAAACCAGGUUAUGAGUUUAGUGUGGGAAUGUUAAUGUUGUGCUUUCAUUUUCAUGAUGAAUGCCAUUGUUGCAAAGUUUAGCGUGCAUAUAUGGCGGCUGGGUAGUUUCAAGCUACGCAAAAAUCAAAAAGGAUGUUGUAAUUGAUAAAAGCAAUAGCAAAUAGAAAAGAUGCAGAAAAAUCUUAUACCCUUUUAG